Molecule: messenger RNA, 2136 nt
Organism: Moesziomyces aphidis
Lineage: Eukaryota; Fungi; Basidiomycota; Ustilaginomycetes; Ustilaginales; Ustilaginaceae
Source: the annotation of a GenBank genome assembly
AUGGAAGAAAACGCAUCGUCGGCGCGCUCGCGAAGGCGCAAGGCGGCCAUCGUCGUCUCAGACGAUGAUGCCCCCGAGGCCUCGUCGUCGACCACCAAAUCUCACAGCCGGAUCAAACGCGAGAGAAGGUCGAGCAUCAAUCGCGAUGCUGUUACGCCUCCGCUCGCAGACGAAGCACGCCGCAAGGUUCGCACCCGACGCAGCCCGGGCAAGGAUGCCUCGCCAUCAGCCAAGCAAAAUGCACCCAGCAAAGCCUCUUCCACUCAUGGUCAAGAGCACAUGCCGCCUCCAUCGGCCGCGAGCAACAUCCUCGACCACGACUCGAAUGAUUCGGACAACAAUCUCAUCGAGGUGGCGAAGCCUACGCGCCGCAAAGCACAGGCGGCUGCGUCAAGCACCGAGGAUCCCGAGACCAAACGCUCCGGCAAGUCGUCCUCUGCCGCCUCAACAGCCACAAAACAGUCGAUCGAUCUGGCGCGUCAACUCUUUGACGACGAAGACGGAGACAAUCAGGGCGACAAGGACGCAAAACAAGGGACCACCAGCGCUGCCGUGGCUUCCACCGGCAAACCCAGCGACGCCGGCAACUCUCACGAGGACGCCUCAGAGUCGGCUGCACCGUCACGCAAGCGCAGCCGCGCUGAAUCUGGCGGGUCCUCCAAGUCCGAUCGUCCGGCCGCUGACGGCUCGCGCACCAAUGCAGCAGACACCGUCUCGCUCCAGCUGCGCAUCCGUCAGCUCGAGAUGCAGCUCGCCGAGACCAAGACGCAAGUGGAGCAAGGCGCCGGCGUCAUCAGCCAGCAGCACACCAUCCUCAAGGAGCUCCACGGCCAGUGCAUCUGCCACAUCUGCAUCGAGCCCUCGUUCCGGCCGUGCGUGCUGGCGCCGUGCGGACACGUGUUUUGCAUCCACUGCCUGCGCGCCUGGUUCACCAAGCCGCUCGAAAGCGAGGCAGCACCACCGUCCGGCUGGUCGCAGACGCAGAUCGAUGCGUUCCUGCGUGCACGCACGCUGAAGCGGCGCAAGAUCUGCCCUUCGUGCCGCACCGAGCUCGCAUGCCCGCCCGUCGAGGUGUUUCUGGUGCGCGACAUGCUCGAAAAGGUGGACGAAGGCCUCAAGCUCAGCAAGGAGGCGCCGCUAGAUUCGGACAUGGCCGAGUCGAGCAGUGCGAUCCUGUCGGCGGACGACAAAGUGCGGCUCAAGGGCGAGGAUCUGCCCAAGGGCGCCAAGCUGUGGGCGGACAUCUUUAGCGAGGAUGGACCCCGCCGCAUCAUCUACGACGAGGUCGACGGCGUGCCGCGCUGCGGCAGCUGUGGAUGCGAGAUCUACGACGGGAGGUGCAGCAACCCUUCGUGCGAGAUCGACUAUGACUCGCUGUCGGACUACGACGACUUCCGGCUGCCUCACGACGACAUGUACGAGGGCAUGGACAGCGAGGACGACGACGGCUACGGCGACGGAGGCGGCGCUCGACGCAACGAUCCGCUUGGACGACGCCUCGCCGAGUUUGAGGCGCGCCACGGAGGGACCGAGGAUGUGGACGGCGAUGCGGUGCGAAGGCGCUCGGAGGGCGACCAUGGCGAGCAUAUGAUCAUGGAUGGGGUGCACCGCAGGGACUCGAGCUGGACCGACGACGACGAUGAGGAGAUGGACGACUUCAUUGUUCGCGACGCGGACGAGUCGGACUAUGGCAGCUACGAGCAUGAGGACGAAGGAUACUUUGGGCCCGCAAACAACUACUUCCAUCCGGACUAUGAUCAAUUCGGACCCGGUGGACGCAAUGAGUACCACUCGGGCUCGGAAGACGCCGAGGAGUGGGAGGAAGCCGAGGAGGAGGACGACGACUUUUUACCCGGCCCAAGGCGCGGUGGGCAAGCGUCUGCGAUCGAGAUCUCGGACGACGAGGGCGACGAGGACGACUCUGGGAAGGAGACGGACUCGGAGGUGGAGUACGCCGGGCGAGGUGCAGGUGGACGCGGGCGCGUGGUGGACGACGAUGACGAGGGCAGCGGCAGCGACGAGGAGAUGGAAGCGAGGGAGAUGGGCAGCAGUGGCGACAGUGCGCUGCGCCGCCGACGUGCGCGCAUCGUUGACGACGAAGACGACGAGGAGGCCGAGUCGGACGAUGACGACUAG